Molecule: messenger RNA, 5159 nt
Organism: Grus americana (Whooping crane)
Lineage: Eukaryota; Metazoa; Chordata; Aves; Gruiformes; Gruidae
Gene: SLC38A2
Product: solute carrier family 38 member 2
Exons: 16
Coding region: 399-1907 (502 amino acids)
Biological process (GO): amino acid transmembrane transport; L-glutamine transport
Molecular function (GO): L-glutamine transmembrane transporter activity
Source: RefSeq, a predicted model, not a curated record
CGCGCCCGCAUUCCUGCCUGAAGAGCGGCGGCGGCCCGAGGGGGCCCGUCAGACCGGGAGCGACGCCUCCGCCACGGCACCGCGGACACGAUAUUUUCUUUCCCUUUUAUACCGCUGGCUUUUUCAAGUGAUUUUUUUUUCUACCUUUAUUUAUUUAGGGUUUUGUUUUCGCUGACGUUUUAUAGUUGAGCGUUUUCUCCCUUGCGAGAAGCAGCAGCAGAGAGAAGAGCAUCUCCUUAUUCCGAGGCUUCGGGAGAAAAGCCGGCUUUCAAGUUCUUGCGGAGAAGGCGCGGCGAGCUCCGCCGCCAAGGACAAAAGAGCGGCCGCCGAGCCCCGACACCCCACCACCACCACCACCCCCCACCACCACCCCGCAUUCCGCCGGCGUCACCGCCGCCAUGAGCAGCGCCGAGAUGGGCAAGUUCAACAUCUCCCCCGACGAGGACAGCAGCAGCUACAGCUCCAACAGCAACGACUUCAGCUACCCCUACCCCACCAAGCCGGCUGCCAUGAAGAGCCACUAUGCGGAUAUUGAUCCAGAAAAUCAAAAUUUCUUGCUCGACUCCAAUCUUGGAAAGAAGAAAUAUGAAACUCAGUAUCAUCCGGGUACUACUUCCUUUGGAAUGUCAGUAUUUAAUCUGAGCAAUGCUAUUGUGGGUAGUGGCAUCCUUGGUCUUUCUUAUGCCAUGGCUAACACUGGAAUUGCUCUUUUUGUGAUACUCCUGACGGUUGUCUCAAUAUUUUCUUUGUAUUCGGUACAUCUCCUUUUGAAGACUGCCAAUGAAGGAGGAUCUUUAUUGUAUGAACAGCUAGGAAUGAAGGCAUUUGGCAUGGCUGGAAAACUUGCUGCUUCUGGAUCAAUUACAAUGCAGAACAUUGGAGCUAUGUCAAGCUACCUCUUCAUAGUGAAAUAUGAGUUACCAUUGGUCAUCAAGACAUUUAUGAACAUCGAAGAGACCACAGGAGAAUGGUAUCUUAACGGCGACUAUUUAGUGCUGCUGGUGUCUGUCAUCCUCAUUCUUCCCUUGUCCUUACUGAAAAAUUUAGGAUAUUUGGGCUAUACCAGCGGCUUUUCCUUACUUUGCAUGGUCUUCUUUCUGAUUGUUGUAAUUUGGAAGAUGUUUCAGAUCCCUUGUCCUAUGGACAGUGACAUAAUAAACAUGACACAUUUAGCAAAUGUGACACUGGCAUCUUUGGGAGAUGGAAACAUAACAAGUGAUGACAUGUGCAAGCCAAAAUAUUUCAUCUUCAAUUCACAGACUGUCUAUGCUGUACCAAUCUUAACAUUUUCUUUCGUCUGCCAUCCUGCAAUUCUUCCUAUCUAUGAAGAGCUGAAAAGCCGAAGCCGUAAAAGAAUGAUGAACGUGUCCUACGUAUCUUUUUUUGCCAUGUUCCUCAUGUAUUUAUUGGCUGCUCUCUUUGGAUACCUGACGUUUUAUGGAAGAGUCGAACCAGAACUGCUUCAUACCUACUCUGCUUAUCUGGGUGCUGAUAUUCUUCUUCUCAUUGUGCGUCUUGCUGUACUUAUGGCUGUAACCCUUACUGUACCUGUAGUUAUUUUCCCAAUCCGCAGUUCCAUCACCCAGCUGUUGUGGGCAGGGAAGGACUUUAGUUGGUGGCGUCACUGCGCCAUUACAGUUGCUCUUCUGGUAUUUACCAACCUGCUUGUUAUCUUUGUCCCUACCAUCCGAGACAUCUUUGGCUUCAUUGGUGCAUCUGCAGCUGCCAUGCUGAUCUUUAUACUUCCUUCUGCCUUCUAUAUCAAAUUAGUGAAGAAGGAACCAAUGAAGUCAGUGCAAAAGAUUGGGGCUGCGCUCUUCUUUCUAAGUGGUAUACUUGUGAUGACUGGGUGUAUGACACUGAUUAUUCUAGACUGGACCCAGAAUGUUGCAUCUGAUGGCCAUUAACUGUCCUGGUUUAAUCUCUAAUACUCCACUUCAAAUGCCAGUGUUCACUCAGAUACCUACUGAGAAUGAAAAUGAGCUAUUCAGCUUCCUUUAAAAUGCAGAUUCUUUGUUGAUGGUUCUUCUGAUUGUAGAAUACCCGAACUCUGUCUCUAAGGAACUAUUCUGCAUGAUGGAAGUGGAUAUUAACAUCAAACCACAUGAGUGUCUGGCUGAAGGAAGUGACAACUUUAUUCCAUUCCAGAGAAUGGACAGAACUCUCCAUAGACUUUUAUCAAGCCAUGUUUGGCUUUCGUCAUUGUUACUUGGAUAUUUUGUUAUUUUACUUGAAUGUGCCUAAUGGAACCAUUUGAUGUGAGAAAUAACUUUAAUUUACAGCAAAGUGUUUAAAUAACCAAUGAGAGAGAGAAAGAGAAAAACACUAUUAUUUUUUGUACCAAAAAAUUCUUAUGGACCUCAAAAGCACUAUUUUGACUUUAAGAAACAUUUUUCUAAAAAGAAUGAAAGAAUAACAUAGAGCUCAUAAAAAUACUUAAUCAGUGUCCUAAAUUAAAGCUAGUUUGCCUUUCUGUAGAGGCAUAAUUAGAAGAAAUUUUUAUUUUAAAAAAUACUUCUAAUGACCAAAACAGAAAAUGAAACAAUUCAAGUAAAAAAUCUCUAAUUAUAAAUGCUUCCCACAAAAUUCACUUAAUUCAAAGUAGAGUGAAAAUAAUUCUGAAAAUCAUUUGUCAGCUUACUUAAGUAAUUACACUUACCUUAGUUCCCCAAAAUGGUGUGGAAACCCAAAUUUUGAAGCUUUAAAAAAUCCACCCUUCAGAAUGGUUACGUUUGAGGAAAACGUAGCUGAUCUAGAAAUCGUAAAGAUGGCAUUGACAUUUCCCUUCUUGAGGUACUCAAUAGUGCAGUUGGGUAAAACAGGGUUUGGGAGUUUUUGUGUUUGUGGGGUUUUUUUCUGUUGUAGAUACAAACUGAAUGGCACUGGGGUGUAUCAUGCCAUUAACUCCCUCCUGGAGUUCUCUUUAUUAAUAUGGUCCAUUGUCAGUUGUAGCAAUGUUUGUUGGGUUUUUUUCUGUCCAAUCUAUCUCGAAACACUCUGUAGGAAAACACAAAGGUCCUAAUGUAGUUUACUAGUUGUGUAAUAUUCAAAAAGUGUACAGUAUUUCUCAAAUUACUCAUCCAUUAUUGGAUUUUGAAUUACUUGACUAUUCUGUUUCUGAGUCAAAUCCACAGAAUAACUGCACCAGUAUUUCCUGCUUGGUACAAAGUCUCUUCGCAUACGCAACUGGGAUUCCUCUUCCAAUUUAUACUGUAUAGUAGUAUUAAAGAUAACCUCAUAGACUGGAUAGUCAUCUCAUACUUGUUUGCUUCAGAAAUAGGUAAGUUUCUUAUGAGCCCUAGCUAGCUAGCUGAUGAAACAGGUGCUGUAUGGUUGUGAUUAGCUGUUUUGUUUCUAGUGCAUGUUUACUCUUUCAUUCUUAUCCCAGGUUGAAGAGAAAUAACACUUGUAUAACAGCGUACUUGGCUUAUAAGAGGUUCUCAAACACGACAAUAUUGGGUACAAAUGCCUAGAUAGAGAGUAUUAAUGAAAUAAUCAUGGCAACGUGGUCAGCUGUCUUCAUCUGACAUGAUGCUUUAAAAAUCUGAUUUACGAAGUUCCACUCGGUCGUUGUGUCAGAGGGAACAAGUGAGGGCCUGUAAUCCAUUGAUUAAACAGUGCCUGAGACUUCUUUGCUCUUGCAGAAUUAAUCGGGAACAAAUCUAAACGAUCGCCACUGUUUGGCAGGUAACAUCAGUCUCUGCCCAGCCAUUUAAAAAAUCUAUGAAAACAACUGCAGGUAUUUUGUAUUGAUACUUCGCAUGACUGUAAGUACUGGUCACUAAGUCUGUAGUGUAAAACUGUAAUGAGAAGUUAGAUUCCUCUUGUGUUGUUUGCAUUAUUAGUUCGGUGGUACUCAACUGGCAAUUAACGAUCCUGGAGUCAGCGCUGACGAACGCUCCUUAGGUACUCCUCUGCCUCAGGUACUGCACAUCCGUGGCUAACUAUCCCAUGUUACCUGAUCUCCACAGAAGUGCGGAGUGUGUGCCUCCCCAGUACUUUGGCAGCUUUUCUUCUUCCUCUCUGCCCACAUAGAAAGGUGGAAGAGGAUUAAAAUGUUGUCUACCUUUGAGCAAUUUGUAGCACGUAGGGGAUGAACUGCUUCCUGUGCCAGCAUUUAAAAAAAGAAGAAAGGGAGAAACAGCCUCCUUUCAGUAAACACAGAAGAGGAAGGAGGUGUAGAUGAGAAGUUACUACACAGUCCUUCUGAGCAGCCAGAGAGAAGGCAGAUUUUUGUGAUGACACCUCAUAUCAUACAUGUCACUUAGUUCUCUGAAUGUAGCAAUUUCCAGUUUUUACAUUAUGUGCUAUAUUAUUUGAUGACUGGCUCUCCACCUGCAGCAGUUGAGUUCCACUUGGCUGGGUUGAUUUCCAACAUAUGAUUUAUUUAAUUUUGUAUUUUUUUCCAAACCUGUCUGCUUAAAGUUACAUUACAAACCACCUGAAAGAACAGCUUCAGUAUUAAACCACUGUCUCCUCACCUCGGUUAGACAUUACUGUCUUCCAUGAUAUUUCAGUCAUAAAUGUAACAUGUUAUUUAUAAAACAUUAAUCCAUUAAAACUAAACCUAUUUUUCAAUAUUUAUGAUAGUCUAUGUACAUAAACUGUAUGUGUGUAUAUACUGUAAGUAUGAUGUAUAUAAUGUAGGUUUGGAAUCGAAAAUUUAUGUAUAUAUUCCUCUCUCAUUACUGAUUGUUACAUCGUUUCAAGGAGUUGUUCAUGUUGUACAUCUGUAUAACAACUAUCAAAGAUACUUUCACAACAAAACAUAAUGCUUAAAAAAUGGAAGAAAUGUGUUACGCCUAACGUGUGUAAGAAAACUUAAGAUUGUAUUUAUUACAAAUGUAUAUGUUGCAAUAAACACAGGAGUCACUUGGGUCCAUAAAAAGCAUCGUUCAGGUUCACAUAUACUUCUCCUCUAAAAUUUACCAUGGAUGUUAGAGUUCCCUGAAUGCAGCAACUUAACAGCUUUUAGGAUCUAACGUAUUUGUUAGGCCACCAAAUUCAGGCAUUCUGUGGUACAUCCGUGUACAUAUGUAAAUAGCCACUGUAUUGUUAGAGGCCAACACUCUAGCUGCAGUUGUUGGCAGGGAGUGCAACAGUUUCAAUGAAACGUUGUAUGUUUGUUUUAACUGAAAUAAAUAAAUAGAUAAUCCUAA